AUGACCAUGAAGAGUAGUAAUGAUCAACAAGGUAUAACCUUAUCAAAUCUAAAGUUUUUCAAUUCUCAACUAUAUUUCAUCAAUUUCUUUGGCCAUAUUCUACUUUUUGGUUCUGGUUUACUCAUUGGUAUCACACUCACUUUUUUCCUCGAAAAUUUUUCAUUUCAAAUCCAACAUUUCCAAGUUCAAUCUUUUACCUUAAACCCACCCUCCAAUAUUUCUCUUUCACCUCCAAAUCCAAUCCCAUCACAUGAUCAUCAUCACAAUAACCAAACAGAAAUCUCUAUCAAACAAGAUUGUUUGGUUAUUAAUAAAACUAAUGACAUUGGUUCAAACGGCUUGGAAGAUUUUUUGAAGGUUCCAAGUGCUAUGCAUGAUAUGAAUGAAGAUGAAUUAUUUUGGAGAGCUUCAAUGUUUCCUAUGAUUGGUAAACUUCCAUUCAAACAAACGCCGAAGGUUGCAUUUAUGUUUUUGACAAAAGGUGCUGUUUUGUUGGCUCCUCUUUGGGAGAAAUUCUUCAAGGGAAAUGAAGGGUUGUUUUCUAUCUACAUUCAUCCAAAUCCUUCUUUCAAUGAAACAGUUUAUGAUCAAAGCUCUGUGUUUUAUGAUCGAAGAAUCCCAAGCAAGGAGGUAGUGUGGGGUGAGAAUAGCAUGAUAGAAGCAGAGAGACGUCUACUAGCAAAUGCACUGCUUGAUUUUUCUAAUCAACGUUUUGUAUUACUUUCGGAAGCAUGCAUACCAUUAUUCAACUUCUCCACAAUCUACAAUUACCUAAUGAAUUCAAAACAAACCUUUGUAGAAGCCAAUGAUAUAGAAGGUAAUGUUGGACGUGGAAGAUAUAGAUACACAAUGAAACCAUUGAUUCAACUUUCACAAUGGAGAAAAGGGUCACAAUGGUUUCAAAUAGAUCGUUUUCUUGCACUUCAAGUAAUCUCAGAUGAACCAUAUUUUUCUGUGUUUAAACAAUAUUGCAACCCUCCAUGCUAUAGUGAUGAACAUUACUUGCCAACAUUGGUGAGUAUUAAGUUUUGGGAGAGGAAUUCUAAUAGAACUUUGACUUGGGUUGAUUGGUCAAAAGGUGGACCUCAUCCUUCAAGCUUUAUUAGACCACAAGUGACUUGGGAAUUUUUGGAAGGGUUGAGAUUUGGAAGUACCUGUGACUACAAUGGAGAGACAACCAAUAUUUGUCAUUUGUUUGCAAGGAAGUUUACAACUAAUGCUUUGGAUAGAUUGCUUAGAUUUGCUCCAAAGUUGAUGCAAUUCAAUUGA
Molecule: messenger RNA, 1269 nt
Organism: Vicia faba (fava bean)
Lineage: Eukaryota; Viridiplantae; Streptophyta; Magnoliopsida; Fabales; Fabaceae
Source: the annotation of a GenBank genome assembly